Molecule: messenger RNA, 2703 nt
Organism: Drosophila guanche
Lineage: Eukaryota; Metazoa; Arthropoda; Insecta; Diptera; Drosophilidae
Product: GPI ethanolamine phosphate transferase 1-like
Exons: 2
Coding region: 49-2679 (876 amino acids)
Biological process (GO): GPI anchor biosynthetic process
Cellular component (GO): endoplasmic reticulum membrane
Molecular function (GO): mannose-ethanolamine phosphotransferase activity
Source: RefSeq, a predicted model, not a curated record
GCGCACUUAUCGCAUUUUAAUACAGGGGCAGCAUACAUUUUGAACACAAUGUGGAUAUUUUGUGCAUUUCUGGUCCACGUACUGCUCCUGGGCUCGAUACUUGUCAACUUUCGAUCGACAGUCAUCCAGGACCUGCAGCCACAGCCACCACUUCUCGCUUACGCCUUGGAUGCUCCGGCGAGUCGUUUGGUUAUCUUUGCUACUGAUGGACUGCGCGCCGCUUCGUUUUUUGAAGAUAACUGCCACCAUGUACCCCACUUGCGGGAGAUAUUCAUGCGCGAAGGAUUGGUGGGAAUAUCGCGCACCCGAACCCCCACCGAGUCUCGACCGGGCCACAUAGCUUUGCUGGCGGGCUUCUACGAGGAUCCAUCGGCAGUUUUCACGGGCUGGAAAAGGAAUCCGGUUCAGUUUGACUCUCUUCUCAACCACAGUGGGUACAGCUUUUCCUGGGGAUGUCCGGACAUAAUGGGCGUAUUCGAGAGCGUGACCAAGCGCGGAGGCGGCGUGCUCUUCCAUUCCUUCGAUGACAAAGUAUACGAAUCGGCCAGAUGGGCAACCUACAGACUGGACGAAUGGGUGUUUAGCCAAGUAAGCGUCUUCCUUGAUCACAUGAAAAACAAGUGGAGCACCUCUAGUCCGGUAGUGUUCUUCUUGCACUUGCCAAGCACCGACAGGGCCGGACAUGUCCACAAACCAGCAACAUCCCUUUUCCACAAUAGCCUCAACAUUACGGAUCAUGGCAUAUGGGAGAUGUACCAACAAUUCGAGGAAACCUUCCCCGAUAAACAAACUGUUUACUUGCUGACCUCCGACCACGGCAUGACAGACACAGGCAUCCAUGGAUCUGGCACACAACAUGAAACCGAAACACCCUUCAUGCUCUGGGGCGCUGGAGUUUCCCGUACCGCAUCCACUGUGGGCACCCGCAAGUUUGUAGCCAACGAUGAGGGCGUGCAGCUGCCGUUGCAUGAGCUGGAGCAAGCACAGCUGACGCCACUGAUGUCCGCGCUAAUUGGCCUUCCUCCACCGAUGAACAAUUUUGGGAUACUGCCUACCGGGUACAUGGCUGUGAGUGAGGAGUACGAGGCCAUGGCUGCCCACAGCAAUGCGCUCCAGUUGCUGGCUCAAUACGAAAAGCUGCUGGAGCAGCACAGGAAAGGCCUCUUUGCUGACAUUUUGAACAACUUCGAUGAGCUGUCGCAGGCAGAAAUCGAUGCCUAUAAGCAGCUGAUAGUCAAACUUCACUCGAAGAGGGCCUAUGCGAAAUCAUUGACCAGGAGCAAUGUCGUGAUGGAGCUAACACUAAAGGGAAUAGACUACUAUCACGGCUACUAUCGGAAUUGCUUGCUGCUAAGCACAACGGCCACAUUCCUCGGUUGGAUAUUCUACCUGUAUCGUCUGUUGUCCAGGAACUCAGCUGGAAAACUUCAGAUAAUGCUGGAGAGGCAAGAAAAGGUGUCCAGAGUGACGUUGGAUGUGUCCAUGUUCUUGUUGCUGUUCUUUCUUGUGGCGCAGCGUACGCCGAUUGCCAUUGCAUUCUAUCUGUUGCUCCCGUUACCUGUGUGGAUGAUGGCAUUGAAGCCCAAAGCGUGCGGAACCUCAUCUGUAGCUGUGCCCAUCAGUCAGCCUGGAGCCUCUGCACUGACUUCCGCGUCGCAACUGCUGCUGAUUAUUGUAUGCGCUGAACUGAUGGUGUUCACCUUCUUCGAGCGUCGCCUGAUCUCCGUGUGUUUCGUUGCCUUUGGAUGCUACAACAAUUGGAGAAACUUUGUGCCUAAUUCCCGGGAAUUCUACUCUUGGCUGGCGCUGGUCGUCAUCCUGGCAUGUUUCCCCUUUCUGCCACUGGCAGAGGGCUAUCAGAAUUGGUAUCUAUUUCUAGCUGGGGUGGUGCUAGUUCUUCUUAAAGAAUUUUGGUUCAAGAAGCGACGCUCCAGCUACAGCUAUCACACCAAAUACUGCAAUGCUGUGAUCCUGUUGAAUACCGUCAUCUGUGCGUAUCUUGACUCGGAGGACUACGACAUACCCAUUGUGCUAUACGUAGCCAACUGGUCUUUCCUGAUAUAUGCCUUUGUAUCUAUUAUGAGGAACAAGGAGUCCAAUCUGGAGGAUCGUCUGGCUCAGAUAUGCUUCAAUCUGGGAUCGCUCCAUGCUCUGCUUUCCACAUCAUACGAGUCCGUCUUCGUGCAGCUGCUCACCAUGGAACUGAGCCUAUCUCUUACCGCUUUGAAUGUGAACUCGCGCCAAUCUGUUCUAUGCGCCUCCUUCAGCAUUCUCCUCUACACAUUAUUCUCAUUCUUUGGCAUGGAAACCCUCAAAUCCCUCGAUCUGUUUGAUUCCAACAGUGGACGCUGCUUCAUCGGGAAAUAUGCACCAUUCGUAACCAUGGGUCUCGUUCUGCUGAAGCACUCUCUGCCGGUUGUAGUGAACUUGUCAAUUUUACAUACUCACUGCGAGUAUGUCCGUAAGAGGGAGAGGAAAAUCCUAAUCUGCAUGCUUAUCAUUUGCAACAUAAUGGGACUGAACUUCCUCUACUUGGUGCGCAAUCAGGGUUCCUGGGCGGAAAUGGGAGCUUCCAUAAUUCAUUUCAACGUCGUGGGGCUUCUUCCGGUGGUGCAUCUGCUAAGUUGGGCUGCACAGCUGCUGCUGGGUCUGAUUGCAAUUGUCCUGAAAUUCCAAUAGCGCGAAAUCUCACAACCACAAUCC